AUGGAGGAGGAACCAACUGCGGUUCCUACGGGGUCCGAAGAUACGGAGGUGGCUCGCCCGGCUUCACCAACUCGUCCGGCGACUUCCCAGCGCAGUAACGUGGCUUCUCCCUCGUCUCGCGCUUCUUCGCCACCGGUUGGUGCUUCCCAACAAGCUCCUACCUCUUACGAGCUCGAGAUGCAGCUAUUAUUUGGAUCUGACGACGAUGAGGAAGCUCCAAGCGGUCCGAAGGAGUCUCGUGAACCUGCUGGGCUGGUGUCACCUUAUCGUUCGUCCUCUGAUGAAGAUACCCCGUCGCCUCCCAAGCGUUCGGACAGCACACCAAUCUCCAAGCAACCUUCGGUUCCACCUUCUCAAUCCCCUGAUUCUUCCGAUGGCGACGAGGGUGACUCCAGCAAUGAUUCUCACGAUGGCGAUGGAGCUGGUGAAGAUGAUCCUCAAGGCGAACUAUCGCUCACGUCCUCGAAUGUUGCCCACGACACUGUCAUAGCCGUGCCGACUUUCGCUCCUGCGAACGCCAAGUGA
Phytophthora nicotianae INRA-310 is the source of this 525-nucleotide messenger RNA. RefSeq lists its product as hypothetical. The record is from RefSeq and is a predicted model, not a curated record. Lineage: Eukaryota; Oomycota; Peronosporomycetes; Peronosporales; Peronosporaceae. The coding region runs from base 1 to 525 and encodes 174 amino acids. The transcript has a single exon.